Molecule: messenger RNA, 1993 nt
Organism: Octopus bimaculoides (California two-spot octopus)
Lineage: Eukaryota; Metazoa; Mollusca; Cephalopoda; Octopoda; Octopodidae
Product: tropomyosin Tod p 1.0102
Source: RefSeq, a predicted model, not a curated record
CAUCCACUGCCGUUCGUCCCUCUGUUAGCCGAAAUCUCCUUAAAGUUUCUCUUUAAAAAAAACUUGGAUACCACAAAAAGUAAACUAAACAAGUGACUCAAUUUUUAUUAACAAUUUACAUACAUAAUUAUAUACGUAAUUAACAUGAGAUACAUAGAUUUAAUGAAAUAUAUGUAGUCAUACACACAUCUAUAUAGAAAAAAAAUAUCUACGUAUAAAUAUUUAUACAGUUGCGCGUAUGUGUGUGUGCGAAUAGAUUCACUUGUUGAGUAAGUGGUCUGUGGCAGACAGAUACAGUUGCGCGGAAGUAACUUAUUGGUCAGUGUGUGCUUUUCAUUAAUACUAAGAUGUGGGCGGAACUACGUUGACUGAAGCUGGUGCUGCUGAGACAAUGGGGGAGAAAUGUCCAGCGGAACCGGACUUGUGCGAUGUCGAGGGAGUUGACCUCUCGCAGGAAUCCCUCGGUACGUUGGAAUCUGACCAAGGCAUUGUAGGGUCACAAGACAGCUACACUUCUAUACUUCCGGAAGACGGUGCUAAAGUUAAGAAAAAGAAGAAAGAUGGCAAAAAGACUAAGAAGAAGAAAAGUUCCAAGUCCAAAUCUAAAGACGGAGAUUCGAAAGACAGUGAUGGCAAAGAACAUAAAACAAAAAAGUCGUCGAGUAGUCGACGCCCUGAACCCGAGGGGGGUAACACAACCUCAAAUGUCACCAUGGACGAAUUUGACAAGGUUAUUUACAAUAAUGAUCCCUUAUUUUCUGACCUUGAGCUUUCCGACAAAGAGGGUGACUCCGAGUUACAGGUGCCGUCCAGGCAAAGACGCCAAACUCGUUUGAUGGGUGUGGGUAGCAGUGGAAUAGUCAUUCCCUGUACCCAGUUCGGCUUAAAUUCGAACACCAUGAUCAAAUUUGCAAUCAUAAGCACUGAACUGCAAAAUGUCCUUCAAGUGUCGCUGAAAAGGUGUGAAUCCGAAAUUGCUGGUCUCAACCGACGAAUUCAGCUUUUGGAGGAAGAUCUUGAACGCUCAGAAGAGAGAUUGUCAACUGCCCAGACUAAAUUAGACGAGGCAUCAAAGGCUGCAGAUGAAAGCGAGAGAGCCAAGAAAGCACUUGAAAACAGAGGUGCACAUGAUUAUGACAGAAUCUGCUGUCUAGAAGAUAUCGCAAGAGAAAACACACAAACAGUUAAUGAUGCAGAACAGAAAUACGAGGAGACAGUACGCAGACUUAAAGUUGUUGAACAUGAAUUAGGAAUUGCUGAAGAAACCAGCUUACAUAAUAAAAGCAAAAGGCUUGACAUUGAAGAACAGCUACAUGUAGUUGGUAAUACUUGCAAAACAAUUGAGGUCCAAUGCGAACAGGCCUCCCAAAGAGAGGACAGCUACGAAGAGACUAUUCGGGAUCUGACACACAGAUUGAAGGAGGCUGAGAACCGUGCCGCUGAGGCUGAAAGAACUGUUUCCAAGUUGCAGAAAGAGGUUGACAGACUGGAAGGCGAUUUGGAGAAAGAACAGCUGAAGACUAAGAAGCUGCAGGAAGAGAUGCAACAGACUUAUAUGGAGAUUCAUGAACUUAUGCAGUAAGAUGCCCAAUGUUAGCCACCCUUUUCUAAUGUUGAGAUGAACUGCUUGCUGAAAAGGAAAGAUACAAAGCUAUCAGUGAUGAGUUGGACCAGACAUUUGCAGAAUUGGCUGGGUAUUAAGUUCACUAUUAUGACUAUGACAGAUCAGCUGCUCUUGCGUCAGACUAUUAGAUAAGUCUUUCUGCAGUCAUGUGAUGAUCAAAAAAAAAAAAGAAAUUAUAAUAAUAAUGAACAGCUGUAACAUUUCUGAGCUGCACUUGAUGAAUAAAUACCUUCUUGUCCAGAGUGGAACAGACUAUCAAAAAUUUACUCUUGCAGACAAAUAAAUUUAAAAAAAUAUCAUAAAAAAUUUAACCUACCAAAAACCUGUAUCCAAAGUAAAAAGAGAAAAUAACAACACUCCCAGAUCAUA